Molecule: messenger RNA, 1203 nt
Organism: Neomonachus schauinslandi (Hawaiian monk seal)
Lineage: Eukaryota; Metazoa; Chordata; Mammalia; Carnivora; Phocidae
Gene: ST8SIA1
Product: ST8 alpha-N-acetyl-neuraminide alpha-2,8-sialyltransferase 1
Exons: 5
Coding region: 1-1071 (356 amino acids)
Biological process (GO): oligosaccharide metabolic process; N-glycan processing
Molecular function (GO): alpha-N-acetylneuraminate alpha-2,8-sialyltransferase activity
Source: RefSeq, a predicted model, not a curated record
AUGAGCCCCUGCAGACGGGCCCGGCGACACACGUCCAGAGGGGCCAUGGCAGUACUAGCGUGGAAGUUCCCGCGGACCCGGCUACCGGUGGGAGCCAGUGCCCUUUGCGUCGUGGUCCUCUGUUGGCUCUACAUCUUCCCGGUCUACCGGCUGCCCAGCGAGAAGGAGAUCGUACAAGGGGUGCUGCAACAGGGCACGGCGUGGAGAAGGAACCAGACGGCGGCGAGAGUCUUCAGGAAACAGAUGGAAGACUGCUGUGACCCCGCCCAUCUCUUUGCUAUGACUAAAAUGAAUUCCCCCAUGGGGAAGAGCAUGUGGUAUGAUGGGGAGUUUUUAUACUCAUUCACCAUUGACAAUUCAACUUAUUCUCUCUUCCCCCAGGCAACCCCAUUCCAGCUGCCCUUGAAGAAAUGCGCGGUGGUGGGAAAUGGUGGGAUUCUGAAGAAGAGUGGCUGUGGCCGUCAAAUAGAUGAAGCAAAUUUUGUCAUGCGAUGCAAUCUUCCUCCUUUGUCAAGUGAAUACACUAAAGAUGUUGGAUCCAAAAGUCAUUUAGUGACAGCUAACCCCAGCAUAAUUCGGCAAAGGUUUCAGAAUCUGCUGUGGUCCAGAAAGACAUUUGUGGACAACAUGAAGAUCUAUAACCACAGUUACAUCUACAUGCCUGCCUUUUCUAUGAAGACGGGAACAGAGCCAUCUCUCCGGGUUUAUUACACACUGUCAGAUGUUGGUGCCAAUCAAACAGUGCUCUUUGCCAACCCCAACUUUCUGCGUAGCAUUGGAAAGUUCUGGAAAAGUAGGGGAAUCCAUGCCAAGCGCCUGUCCACAGGACUCUUUCUGGUGAGUGCGGCUCUGGGUCUCUGUGAAGAGGUAGCUAUCUAUGGUUUCUGGCCCUUCUCUGUGAAUAUGCAUGAGCAGCCCAUCAGCCACCACUAUUAUGAUAACGUCUUGCCCUUCUCUGGCUUCCAUGCCAUGCCAGAGGAAUUUCUCCAGCUCUGGUAUCUUCAUAAAAUCGGUGCACUGAGAAUGCAGCUAGACCCAUGUGAAGACACUUCAGUCCAGCCCACUUCCUAGGGACCAUGGAAAAAGAAAGAACCGAGACAGGGUAUUUUUGUUAGGUUUUCUACAUGACUCCAAAAGGAAAUGGUCAAGUCAUUUCAUGGAUUCACAUGGGCCACUUGGAAAAACAAAACAAAACAAAAACAA